AUGGCUUUUAGUGUGAGCAGCGACAGACAAGGAAGUGGUUUCAUAUUUACUGGAACCUACGCGCACUCACUCUCACCAGAACAAUUGAAAAUUGUAAAUGGACUAAUUGCAGUACUAGAUGGCAAAAUUGUAGCUGCAGAAGAAUCACCCUGCGACAAAGAUGCAGUAAUUGCAUCUAUAAAAUCCAAGUAUCCAGAUAUAAAAUGGGAAACUGUGACGCUGAAGCCGGGACAAUUUCUGUGUCCAGGUUUUAUAGACCUGCACGUGCAUGCUCCACAGUUCCCCAAUGCAGGUCUUGGAUAUGACUUGCCACUAUUGGAUUGGCUGCAGAAGUACACCUAUCCUUGCGAGCAGAAGUAUAGCGAUGUCAAGCAUGCUAAAUAUGUAUACAAAAAUGUCGUGGAUAAAAUGCUCAGAUGUGGUACAACCACCGCUUGCUAUUUUGGUACAAUCCAUCGAGAAAGUACAUUGGAAUUGGCAAAAGCAGUUGCCUUGGCCGGACAAAGGGCUUUUAUUGGCAAGGUCAACAUGAAUUUUGGUUGUCCAAAAAAUUACAGCGAGACUCUUGAAGAAUCUCUGGAAGAAACCAACAAGUUUAUCAGUGAGGUUUCGGAAUUGAAGAAUCCAUUGGUGAAGCCAAUAAUCACGCCGAGAUUUGCAGUUACAUGUGACUCGAAAUUGAUGGCUGAGCUUUCAAAAAUAGCCAAGGCCAAUUCGCUUCAUGUACAAACACAUAUUUCGGAGAACGCAAGUGAAGUAGAGUUUGUGAAGAAGCUUUUCGAUGGCAAAAGUUACACUGAUGUCUACGAUCAGGCAGGCCUUUUAACGAAUCGGACUUUGCUUGCUCAUGGCAUAUAUCUGAGUGAUUCUGAGCUGGACUUGAUUCGAGAAAGAGGGUGCACAGUCGUUCAUUGUCCCAAUUCAAAUGUGAGCCUCAAAAGUGGAAUCUGUAGAGUACGAAGACUGCAAAAGCACAAUGUCAAUGUCGGCCUAGGAACAGAUGUUUCAGGAGGCUACAGUGCAUCAAUGCUGAACUGCAUGAGAUCGGCUAUAGAUGCUUCAAUCGUUACAUUCUUCCAAGACAGCCAGAGUUCACCUUUAACAUACAACGAUGUAUUUUACAUGGCUACCACUGGAGCCGCAAUUGCUCUUGGAAUGGAAAACAAAAUAGGAAACUUCAAAGUUGGCAAGAAAUUCGAUGCUCUUUUGAUAGACAUGAGUGAAGAAAUCUCGUUGUUCAAUUCUGAUGAUUCAUUGAGUAACAGCGAGAUUUUUCAAAAGUUUCUCUAUACUGGAGAUGAUCGAAAUAUUUCUUCAGUGUAUGUUAAUGGAGUUAUGGUAAAGAGUGAUGCAACAUCAAACUGAUAUUCUUGAACAGUGCAAAUUAGCGAAUAUCGCUCUAUAUUACAGAAUUAUUUUAUAUACCUACAUUUUUUCUAUAAAUCGUUAUAUUUAUGAAAUUUGAUUCAUUUUUGUAUUCUGGAAUACAGCUUAUCUAUAUAUUAUUUACAAAGAGGUUGAAAAGACACGCAAAUGUAAAUGAACCUCUAUGUAAAUAGCAUCAAAUGAAGUACCUACAUCGAAUUCGGAUAUCAUUGAACUGGGCAUUUUCCACAUUAAAUGAUUUGAUGAGGCAUGAAGAACCUUCUGGAAACCAUGAACUAAAAGAACCAUGUCUAGUGCGAAAGUGAUUAAAAAAGGGAGAAACUUUCAUUACCGUAAAAAAUCUCGAUAUUAUAUUUUCAAUUAGUAGAAUAAUUUGUGUUUUGGUAGAACACUUGAGUUUGUCUUAUACUUAUGUCAGUAAAGGGUAAUGGGAAUACGUCGUCGACUGUGAAAGAGACAAGUAGGCUAUGUGGUAUCUCAAAUGUUUAUCAAUUUCACAGAAUUAAUAGUAAAGGACCCUUGCGAUCAUCAGUAGAGAAAAAUUCAAAAAUGAAUACCAAGAAAGUCAGAAAUAACUCCCACCCACUCAACGGAAUGUCGCUCCCCUCAGAUUCAGCACCCAGACCCGCAAUAAAGGGCAAAAGGUCGCCAAUAGUUCUGUGGCCUAGUGCAAGAAAUACCUAUUUUAUUUCAUUAUUUCUUUAUUCAUAAAUUUGUACAUUGUAUACAAUGAAUAGUGUCAUAAAUAUAUAUCUUUGAUUAGAUACAAUUAAAAAUAAAAUACAUAACAAAUAAAAUAUCUACAGAAUACAACAAUACAAUAAAAUUCAACUCAUAGGAGCUGAUCUCAUUCAUUCAAAUAUUCUUCGAUAUUAUAAAGAGCUCUUCCAGUUAAAUAUCUCUUACCUAUGUUAAAAUACCAACUUUCUCACAAAUCAGCUUGAAAGUUCAGCUUGUAUUUUCGAACUACGGAAUUUCGAUAAGGAAAUGCGAGUGCUAGAAGUGCAGAAGUACUUUACAUUGGUAGUUCUGGCACGGAGUAUGAAUGGCAAUCUAAAAGCCUAUGUCUUCAUUGGUAGUUUUCGCUCUCUUCGAGUGGAAUAACUAAAUCAUGACAUUGGUAGUAAAAAUUUAUAACUUUUUAUUGCUUAGGACAUUGGCACUUCUGGAACUGAAAAUAAUCGAUAUUAGUGAUGUAUUAAACUCAUUAAAAAAAAAAAACAUUGGUAGUUUUUGAGCCACAGAAUUAUGUGUAGUAGAUACCCCGGCCAAAAAAUGCCGACAGGUGUUAUGUAAUGAAACCUAUGAAUGAGAAAUAAGAUAUCCCACAUAACUGAUCGACUUCCAAUCGACAAGGUGACAAAUACGAUUGAAUGAACCCACGUUGGGUGAGGGAAAAAUAGAGCCAACUGGAGGGAAAACUUGAGUGGAAGAAUCUACGCUAGAAGAAAGUAAGGGUUUAUUGAAGAGGCCCGUGUUACAUAAUGAAAUGGACGCAUCUUAACAUAAACAACUAAUUGUGAACAAAUACUAACCAUAUCCUGGCAUAAAAGAGGGAACUGAAAUGGCGAAAUGAAGGAGGGAAUUGAAUUUCCUUUGUUCCCCUAAAAAAGAUAAAUUUGUAUUGUUAUCCUUUGUAUAUUUUUUAUUUUUCCUGUGAUAAAUUUCUAGACGGUGUAGAUAGAUGUAGUGGUGUGUAUCAUAAAUGUUGAGUGAGGAACUUUGACACACUGUCUUGCUUGUUGCUCUCCUCUGGGCAGAUCUGUCUACUUGUCAGAUCAAAAUCUAACAGCAGAUACUAUUACAGAUUAUUAUUCAACUCAUAGAAAUUUAUGUUGCAAGUACUUCAGGUGAUGCUAUUGUACUUACAGAAAGGUAUGGUUGCGUGUGCGCAACCUUUUGAUCUCUCUGUUUAUUGUUAUCUCAAUAUAACCUUGAAAAUAAAGAAAUAUAUAGUUAUAUAAAAGAUAAAGAGUUAAACUUCUCGAUAUUUUAAAAAUUAUUCCUGUUUAACCUUACAUAACCAGACCUUUUUUAUAAAUA
Molecule: messenger RNA, 3429 nt
Organism: Nilaparvata lugens (brown planthopper)
Lineage: Eukaryota; Metazoa; Arthropoda; Insecta; Hemiptera; Delphacidae
Product: guanine deaminase
Exons: 9
Coding region: 1-1365 (454 amino acids)
Biological process (GO): guanine catabolic process
Cellular component (GO): cytosol
Molecular function (GO): zinc ion binding; guanine deaminase activity
Source: RefSeq, a predicted model, not a curated record